Molecule: messenger RNA, 1571 nt
Organism: Dioscorea cayenensis subsp. rotundata (Guinea yam)
Lineage: Eukaryota; Viridiplantae; Streptophyta; Magnoliopsida; Dioscoreales; Dioscoreaceae
Product: polyadenylate-binding protein RBP47-like
Exons: 6
Coding region: 71-1249 (392 amino acids)
Cellular component (GO): cytosol
Molecular function (GO): mRNA binding
Source: RefSeq, a predicted model, not a curated record
GGCCAUUCUCUCUCUCUUUCCUCUCGCUUUGGUUUCGAUCUCUUUUCUCUCUCUAGGGAUAACACCGGCGAUGCAGGCGGCGGCGGCGGCAGAGCAGCAGGCGGCGAUGGGACCUAGGCCGCAGUGGGUGGCAGCGAUGAGGUAUCCGGCGACGGCGUUGAUGAUGGCGCCGCCGCCGCCGCCUUAUGGGGGGCCGCACUUCAUGCCCUUCCACCCACCGCCGCCGCAAGCGGCGGAAGCUGUGGUGGGUGGGACGGAGGAGAACAAGACGAUCUGGGUGGGGGAUUUGCAUUACUGGAUGGAUGAGGCUUACCUCAUGAACUGUUUCGGCUACAUCGGACAGGUUGUCAAUAUUAAAGUUAUUCGAAAUAAGCAGACUGGACAGUCAGAGGGAUAUGGAUUUGUGGAGUUUGUAUCACAUGCAAUGGCUGAAAAAGUUCUUCAUACUUUGAAUGGCGCUGCUAUGCCUAGCACAGAUCAGCCUUUCCGUUUAAAUUGGGCUACAUUUAGCAUGGGUGAUAGGCGUUCAGAUGCCGCUUCUGAUCAUUCUAUAUUUGUGGGUGAUCUAGCUUCUGAUGUUACUGAUACCAUGUUGCAAGAAACGUUUGGCAGUAGAUAUUCCUCAGUGAAAGGUGCCAAAGUUGUUAUUGAUGCAAAUACCGGUCGUUCAAAAGGUUAUGGGUUUGUGAGAUUUGGUGAUGAUGAAGAAAAAACACGUGCUAUGACUGAAAUGAAUGGUGUAUACUGCUCAAGUAGGCCCAUGCGAAUUGGUGCUGCAACACCUAGGAAAUCCUCUGGUGGUUUUAGUUCUAAUGCUGCACCUACGCAAGGUUCCCAGUCAGAGGGAGAUACAACUAAUACUACAGUGUUUGUUGGGGGUCUUGACCCUGAUGUCAGUGAAGAUGACCUUAAGCUGGCCUUUUCUCAAUAUGGCGAGAUUUCCUCUGUCAAAAUCCCUGUUGGGAAACAAUGUGGUUUUGUGCAAUUUGUCCACAGAAACAAUGCUGAGGAAGCAUUGCAGGGUCUACAUGGAAAGGUUCUUGGAAAGCAGACUGUUCGCCUUUCAUGGGGUCGCAGUCCCGCAAACAAGCAGUUUAGGGCUGAUUAUAGCAAUCAGUGGAAUGGCAUGUACUAUGGAGGGCAUCUUUAUAAUGGAUAUGGUUAUGCGAUGCCACCUCAGGAUCCCAGUAUGUAUGCUGCUCCAUACGGGGGAUAUUCCUUCUACGGAAACCAACAACAAGUGAGCUGAAAUGGAAUUACCGUAACCGGCUUAGUUGUAGCGAGCGAUGAUAAAAUUGUAGACGGUCUAGGUAAUUAAGCCACCAAUCCAUCCAUCCAUCCAAUGUCUGGAAAUGUAAAACAAAAAACCCUUUAGUAGACUGAUUGCUGUCUCCUGUCUGAGAUUUUGUCUUAUUUUUAUAAAUUUUGACUAGUCACCCUAAAGAAAAUUGGAUUGCUUGAUUGAAUUAUGCUAUUUAUAUUCUAUUGGUGUGGUGUUUGGCAAUGUAAACCCAGGCCUCUUUUUCCAGUAAGAUUGCAGACAUUGCUAUAAAUUUUGGCUUGAAUUUUUC